UUUUACUUUGCUGGGAUGUUUCGCAUCACCAACAUUGAGUUUCUUCCUGAACACCGACAAAAGGAGUCCAGGGAAUUUCUUUCAGUGUCACGGACUGUGCAGCAAGUGAUAAACCUGGUUUAUACAACAUCUGCCUUCUCCAAAUUUUAUGAGCAGUCUGUUGUUGCAGAUGUCAGCAGCAACAACAAAGGCGGCCUCCUUGUCCACUUUUGGAUUGUUUUUGUCAUGCCACGUGCCAAAGGCCACAUCUUCUGUGAAGACUGCGUUGCCGCCAUCUUGAAGGACUCCAUCCAGACAAGUAUCAUAAACCGGACCUCUGUGGGGAGCUUGCAGGGUCUGGCUGUGGACAUGGACUCUGUGGUACUAAAUGACAAAGGCUGCUCUCAGUACUUCUAUGCAGAGCAUCUGUCUCUCCACUACCCGCUGGAGAUUUCUGCAGCCUCAGGGAGGCUGAUGUGUCACUUCAAGCUGGUGACCAUAGUGGGCUACCUGAUUCGUCUCUCAAUCAAGUCCAUCCAAAUCGAAGCCGACAACUGUGUCACUGACUCCCUGACCAUUUACGACUCCCUUUUGCCCAUCCGGAGCAGCAUCUUGUACAGAAUUUGUGAACCCACAAGAACAUUAAUGUCAUUUGUUUCUACAAAUAAUCUCAUGUUGGUGACAUUUAAGUCUCCUCAUAUACGGAGGCUCUCAGGAAUCCGGGCAUAUUUUGAGGUCAUUCCAGAACAAAAGUGUGAAAACACAGUGUUGGUCAAAGACAUCACUGGCUUUGAAGGGAAAAUUUCAAGCCCAUAUUACCCGAGCUACUAUCCUCCAAAAUGCAAGUGUACCUGGAAAUUUCAGACUUCUCUAUCAACUCUUGGCAUAGCACUGAAAUUCUAUAACUAUUCAAUAACCAAGAAGAGUAUGAAAGGCUGUGAGCAUGGAUGGUGGGAAAUUAAUGAGCACAUGUACUGUGGCUCCUACAUGGAUCAUCAGACAAUUUUUCGAGUGCCCAGCCCUCUGGUUCACAUUCAGCUCCAGUGCAGUUCAAGGUUUUCAGACAAGCCACUUUUGGUAGAAUAUGGCAGUUACAACAUCAGUCAACCCUGCCCUGUUGGAUCUUUUAGAUGCUCCUCCGGUUUAUGUGUCCCUCAGGCCCAGCGUUGUGAUGGAGUAAAUGACUGCUUUGAUGAAAGUGAUGAACUGUUUUGCAUGAGCCCUCAACCAGCCUGCAAUACCAGCUCCUUCAGGCAGCAUGGCCCUCUCAUCUGUGAUGGCUUCAGGGACUGUGAGAAUGGCCGGGAUGAGCAAAACUGCACUCAAAGUAUUCCAUGCAACAACAGAAGUUUUAAGUGUGGCAAUGAUAUUUGCUUUAGGAAACAAAAUGCAAAAUGUGACGGGACAGUGGAUUGUCCAGAUGGAAGUGAUGAAGAAGGCUGCACCUGCAGCAGGAGUUCCUCCGCCCUUCCCCGCAUCAUCGGAGGCACAGACACCCUGGAGGGGGGUUGGCCGUGGCAGGUCAGCCUCCACUUUGUUGGAUCUGCCUACUGUGGUGCCUCAGUCAUCUCCAGGGAGUGGCUUCUUUCUGCAGCCCACUGUUUUCAUGGAAACAGGCUGUCAGAUCCCACACCAUGGACUGCACACCUUGGGAUGUAUGUUCAGGGGAAUGCCAAGUUUGUCUCCCCGGUGAGAAGAAUUGUGGUCCACGAGUACUAUAACAGUCAGACUUUUGAUUAUGAUAUUGCUUUGCUACAGCUCAGUAUUGCCUGGCCUGAGACCCUGAAACAGCUCAUUCAGCCAAUAUGCAUUCCUCCCGCUGGUCAGAGAGUUCGCAGUGGGGAGAAGUGCUGGGUAACUGGCUGGGGGCAAAGACACGAAGCAGAUAAUAAAGGCUCCCUCGUUCUGCAGCAAGCGGAGGUAGAGCUCAUUGAUCAAACCCUCUGUGUUUCCACCUACGGGAUCAUCACAUCUCGGAUGCUCUGUGCAGGCAUAAUGUCAGGCAAGAGAGAUGCCUGCAAAGGAGAUUCGGGUGGACCUUUAUCUUGUCGAAGAAAAAGUGAUGGAAAAUGGAUUUUGACUGGCAUUGUUAGCUGGGGACAUGGAUGUGGACGACCAAACUUUCCUGGUGUUUACACAAGGGUGUCAAACUUUGUUCCCUGGAUUCAUAAAUAUGUCCCUUCUCUUUUGUAAUUGUACCAGUUGUAUUUUUACUGUGAUUUAUGUUAAAAAUAGAUACUUUAAAAUGAUGCAGUAAUUGGCUGGGUGCGCUGGCUCACACCUGUAAUCCCAGCACUUUGGGAGGCCGAGGCGGGCAGAUCACGAGGUCAGGAGGUCAAGACCAUCCUGGCUAACAUGGUGAAACCCUGUCUCUACU
Molecule: messenger RNA, 2356 nt
Organism: Gorilla gorilla gorilla (western lowland gorilla)
Lineage: Eukaryota; Metazoa; Chordata; Mammalia; Primates; Hominidae
Gene: TMPRSS7
Product: transmembrane serine protease 7
Exons: 15
Coding region: 16-2172 (718 amino acids)
Biological process (GO): proteolysis
Molecular function (GO): serine-type endopeptidase activity; protein binding
Source: RefSeq, a predicted model, not a curated record